Cyclocybe aegerita is the source of this 2316-nucleotide messenger RNA. Lineage: Eukaryota; Fungi; Basidiomycota; Agaricomycetes; Agaricales; Hemipholiotaceae. The record is from the annotation of a GenBank genome assembly.
AUGGACAAAGUGACAGGUGUCUACUUGCUUCUCCCGAAUUCAUGUAGCUAUUCAACUCCGCCACAAUCUACUUUAUCGGCCAUCUAUAAAAACCUCAUGAACGGGUUCGGGCUCCUCUGGUUGGCUGCUACACUAGGAGCCAGAUCUUCCUUCAAAAAGCUACCAAAACGUUCUGUUCUCACUGCAGACAUCACACAGUUAUGCGAUUUGAUAUCCGAACCCGCCGAACCUCUGGCGUUGAGGCUGUCGAGCAAUCUGAUGUUCGGCGUCGUGCGUGUCUAUAAGGUCAAACAAGAGAUAUUCUUCACCGAUGUUACGAACUGCGUGGCCUCUUUGAAGAAAGUGGUUCAGGACCUGCGCAGUUCCGGUGCUCUGGACGGCCAGCUUCAGAUGGCUAAUCCAUCUGCUAGGCCAUCCGCUCUUACCAUUGCGCACGAUCCGAAUGCUGCGCAUAUGAUAGACUACAGCGACGAGGCCUUUGUCGUGGACUGGGACGACUUUUUGAAUGCAGCAGGAGAUACAAUCCGCGGUAGCGACACAACCUGUGAAGAGGACGACAGAGAUUUCGACCCAACAAACAAAAAGAAGCGCGCAAAAGUUGCACAAAAAGACACUGAUAAGCCUGAGGCCGUGGGCAAGGAGGUGCAUACACUCGACGAACACCAUGAACACCUACUUUCAGCCUCAUUCGACCUGUCGUUCCAGGCCGGCUCAGGGAGGGGUCUUGGAGAAGGAGCCAUUCCAUCCUCGUCGCAAGCGGAUGUUGGUUUCGAUAAUUUCUUCCCUUUCUCCGACGGGCUGGAGGUUGGAGAUGGGCUUGGCGACGAUCUCGCCAGAGAGCUCGGAUGGGCGGUAUCCCCCGUCAAGAGCGUCCGUGGCAGCGGCGUGGACGCCGAUGCCAGGAAAUCGGAUUUCGCCUUUGACGAUGCAAACUACUUGCCGGACAAUGAUUUCAACUUCAAUGCUGAGGUUUUUCCAAUGAUAGUCGAUGAACCAGUACCAAUGACCCCAAGUCGUCGACAUGCAUCCAAAGCUCCGAAGACACCAAUGCGAAAAGAGAACAAUGUUCCAUCUUUGAGGAUGGCAUCUCAGGCUCCAGGAGCAAGCCCGGCGACAUCCUUCUCUCGUCUGCUGCUUAGUCAAGAUCUUGAGCAGGUGCAGCCUCUGAAGGACAUUACCGCAGAGAGAAACAGGGAAAACCAAGGCACACCUCGCCAGAAACUGAAGCGAACCCGGUUGCUCCUGGAUGCACGUACGGAAUUGACAGACGAAGAGCUGAAGGUCGCCAGAGCCAAAUAUCUGGAGUCGCAGUAUGCGUUAAGGCGUGAAGUUAUGCAAAAGCGCAGAGAGAAAGACAGCGGUAAACUCAUCGAGGAUCUCAUUUGGGGUGUGCCUAAAGGGAUCCAAGAGCAAGGGCUGAUCAACUUUUGGCAAGAGAAUUUUAAAGUGCAGGUAGAAGCCAGAUCUGGAGCCUUGAGAAUUCACCAGGAAAACGACGCCCCACUUCCCAAACGGAGAAGGAUCAACCAUGAACGAGAGGCCCAAGAAGAUCUUCCCGAAGUUUAUCCCGACGCUGCGAUGGACGUCACUCUGGACUGGGGAAUGGAUCACAACGCGGAUGUAGGGAUGCUGGUAGACGACACGGCUGGCUUUCGCCAUUCGUCCGAGGAACCAGGACAAGCUCGACGAGUAUCGCGCUCGGCAUCCAUCCUCGGGGCCAACAACCUUGGCUUCGAUUUAGGUCCUAAGGAUCCGGCAAACGGGUCUCAGCGCAGCUCUUUGUUCCCAUGGGACAACGCAGGAGGUCCAAGCUCGUCCACCGGAAAUGUUCCUUUUGGAGGGCCUGGUAGCGACCAUGUCAUCGAGCAGGUUGAUAUAAGACUCCGGAGCAACUCGCUGAGCCAUCAUGCUAGCCCCUUGGUUGACAGCCAAAGGGGGAGCCUGGCAGGCGCUGGAGUUACAUUCUCUCCCGCGCUGACAGGAAGGAACUCCCAGAUCUUCGGGGAGGAUUUCGCCUUCGAUGUCGAAAACAGGGUCGUUCCGGAGGAGACGCAGCAAGACACCCAGAAGUCCGACCUCAAUCUCAUCACGCUGGAGAGGAACUCAUAUAACUUUCUCGAAUACGCCAAAAUGCAGUAUCAUACCUUACCCAAACCAGAUGGCCGCCUGACCUUCGAAACGGUUGUCCCAAAGACCACAAGCACCCGUCAUGUCGCCGCCGCCGCCUUUUAUCACUGCCUAGUGCUCGGGACAAAGAACCUCCUCCGUUUGAAACAGAAGGUCCCUUACGAACCCGUCCUCAUCCAUAUCAUCUAA